AGGGUUUCGCUUGAUAAAUUGCCGUCUCCCUCACAGUUCUUUUAGUUUCCCCUCGCCGCUCUCGUGUGAUUUACACUGCAGAAACCUAUCUCGGCGAUUAGGUCCCGGAGAAGAAGAAGAAGAAAAGAAACAGUAUGGCGACUGACUUAACUGCUAGCUCUGGACAGCUUUCCCAGAAGGAAGCUGACAUCAGGAUGAUGUGUGCUGCUGAGGUUCACCUUGGAACCAAAAAUUGCAAUUACCAAAUGGAGCGUUACGUCUUCAAGAGACGCAACGAUGGUAUUUACAUAUUCAACCUCGGCAAAACAUGGGAAAAGCUGCAGAUGGCUGCUAGAGUUAUUGUUGCUAUUGAGAACCCACAGGACAUCAUUGUCCAGUCUGCUAGGCCCUAUGGUCAGAGAGCUGUCCUGAAGUUCGCUCAGUACACAGGAGCCAAUGCCAUUGCUGGAAGGCACACUCCUGGUACCUUCACUAAUCAGAUGCAGACCUCAUUCAGUGAGCCCAGGCUUCUGAUUCUUACAGAUCCCCGUACCGACCACCAGCCCAUCAAGGAAGGUGCUUUGGGAAACAUCCCCAUCAUUGCUUUCUGUGACACAGACUCUCCUAUGAGGUUUGUUGACAUUGGUAUCCCAGCCAACAACAAGGGAAAGCACAGCAUUGGUUGUCUUUUCUGGCUUCUUGCUCGCAUGGUCCUUCAGAUGCGUGGAACCAUCCGCCCUGCACAGAAAUGGGAUGUCAUGGUGGAUCUGUUCUUCUACAGAGAGCCAGAGGAGGCUAAGCCAGAGGAUGAGGAUGAGUCUGCACCUCAGGCAGACUUUGGGCUACCUGCUCCUGAAUAUGGAAUGGUUGGUGGAGAGCAAUGGACCACUGCUGCGAUCCCUGAUGCUGCAUGGCCAGGGGAAGCCCAGCAGCCAAUCGCUGCUGCUCCUGCCGCUGCUUCUUGGACCGAUUCAAGCGUUGCUCCAGCAGCAGAUGGAUGGGAUACGGCUGUGCCACCCCCAACUGCUCCAGCUACCGGUUGGGAGUAAAGUUGAUAGGCUUUACAAUCCUGGUUAUAGACAUGGUUUUUUUGUUACUUUUUGGAUUGAAGAGUUAUCGAACCGCAACUUUUUUCCUUCUCGCUUAUCUCUCUCAAGACAAUUAGAUUAAUAUUCUGUUUCGCACUUUUUUUUUGGGUUUUGAAUGGAAUUUCUACUAUAAUUAUCUCAUUCGCUUCAGCCUUCAAGUAUCACAAAUAUAAAUUGAG
Eutrema salsugineum is the source of this 1246-nucleotide messenger RNA. Its product is annotated as 40S ribosomal protein Sa-1-like. The record is from RefSeq and is a predicted model, not a curated record. Gene Ontology annotation, cellular component: ribosome; cytosolic small ribosomal subunit; 90S preribosome. Gene Ontology annotation, molecular function: structural constituent of ribosome. Gene Ontology annotation, biological process: ribosomal small subunit assembly; cytoplasmic translation. NCBI's taxonomy places the organism in Eukaryota, Viridiplantae, Streptophyta, Magnoliopsida, Brassicales, Brassicaceae. Bases 135 to 1028 code for a protein of 297 amino acids. The transcript has 5 exons.